Messenger RNA from Psylliodes chrysocephalus, 543 nucleotides. NCBI's taxonomy places the organism in Eukaryota, Metazoa, Arthropoda, Insecta, Coleoptera, Chrysomelidae. The record is from the annotation of a GenBank genome assembly.
AUGAGUGGAGAACUAAGUGAAAGAGAUAAUGCUAUUCUUAAUUGCAUUUUUAACCCAAACUUACCAUUAGAAGAGGCUGCUUCAAUUUCAGAGGAACAGUUGGAAGACAAAGAAAAUUUAUCUACAGACCAGGAACACACAAAAAAAUUGGAAAUUGAAAGUGUGCAAUUAGCUGAAAAUGGAAAUUUAACUGAAGCUCUAAGCAUUAUUAAUAAAGCAAUUGAAAUAGCUCCCCAAAGACCUUCGUUAUAUAAUAAUAGAGCACACAUUUUUCAGUAUCUAAGAAAAUUUGAUGAUGCAUUUAAAGAUGUAAAUAAAGCAAUAGAAUUAUGUAGUGAAACCCAUCAAAAAACAUUAAGCCUUGCCCAUUGUCAAAGAGGAGUAUUAUACCGAAAAUUUGAAAAAAAUGAUUUGGCACGUUCAGAUUUUGAAGUAUCUGCAAAAAUGGGAAAUACAUUUUCUAGAAAACAGCUCGUUGAACUUAAUCCCUAUGCAGCUCUUUGCAACCAAAUGCUCAGACAAGUGAUGGACAAAUUGAAAUAA